CGCGACUCCUCCUCCACCUUACUGUCAGUAGCAACGUUCUGGUAUAGUGCUUUGUGCUACCAAAUACUGUAUCAGAUUCUUUUGUAAGUCUUACGAAGAGCCAACAAAGGGGUUGGCUCAUUAUACCCGGUGCUGCCAAUAAAUUGUUGCUCGGCAAUGUAUAGGGCUGCUGGUUGCAAUUAGCCAAGUUAUCGUUCAAUUUGAGAGGGGUUACAUUUGACAGCUCGGCGCCUGGGACAGGGAGCUCGCGCUCUGCGUCUCUGCCUUGCCCAUCAUGGCGACCCAAGAAGCGGACAUGUCGCGGCGCAGUAUGAGGCUGGUUUUAGGGGGAUACUACCACCAAUCCUCAGAUGAUGACGAGUCCUCCUCCGUUUCCUACAGGGAGAGCCCUGUGAGGGUUUUUACUAAGAGGAAGACGGGUGGUCGUAAAGUGGCAGCCUCUCGUACCUCCAGCCGGGCCAACAGCGUGGCUAGCACCACUAGCAGCAAGACUAGUACAGUGGAGCCACCCAUCAAUGCUGAGGACUACAUUGGGGUCUUAAGCUUGGGUCAGAGGAGGAAGACCUUCCAGGAACCUCCAGCCCCAGCCCCGGCCCCGGCCCCCAGCCUGAAGCUGGCUCCCAGCCCCAGGGGCUUCUCAUCCUGCCAGACUGGCCUGAACCAGGCCCAGAGCCAAAGCGCCGUAGACAGCUCUGGUUACUCCUCUUCAGAGGCAAGACGUUACAGAGGAUACUCUGGAGACUCCUCCUUAGGCAAACAAAGGGUUAGCGCCAACCAGAGCUCUGGCAGCAACAGGACAAGCGCCAGUGCCAGCCGGACCCCUCCGUUUCUCCCGGCCGAUGUGAGGAAGGCCGUUCUAAUUGCCAUCCUCCUCAUCCUGUUGACCUUCGGCUGCUGGCACCUUGCCCCCUUGGUAUGGGCCUCCCUGACUCCAGCCCUGAAUGUUAUGACUAUGACCCAGAACCGACCCGUCAUCACCCCGACUCCACCACCUGUCUUCACUCCGCCUCCCAAGGCUAUGGAUGGAGCUUCGGUAUUUAAUUCUGCUCUGGAAGCUAAGAUGAACACCAUCCUGAGAGAAAUAGAAAUUCUUAAGAAGAAGGAACACCAGCAGAAAUUUGUGACCGAGAUGGUAGAGAGACUGCAGACAGACUUGGCAGAUGUUAGGACGGACGUGAGGGACGUGAGAGUGAGAGUGGACAGUGUGAAUCCGCUGGAUUGGGAGCAUCGUUUGAGCCAGCAGACAGCCGGCUUCACCAGUCAGGUGGGCGAGCUGAAGGACCAACACACACACGUCAGGCAGAGAGUCGCUUCCCUGGAGGACCAGAGUGCCACGCUGGGGCAGCAGGUCUCCUCUAUUCAGAACCAGCUUCCUCCAGCUCCCAACCCCACCACAGCCAACACACACCUGACCUAUGAGCUCAAAGAGACCAUGGCCAAAUGGCUGCGUGAGAAUGUGCCCCAGAACGAGCCACGGAUGGUGAAAGAGGUUGUGAAGGACUGCAGUCCCCUAUUGGCCGACAGGAUGCCGGACUUUGCCUUAGAGUCCCAAGGUGCCAGCGUUGUGAGCACACGGUGUUCUGAGACUUACCGUACCCGCUCGGCAUGCGUGUCCUUCCUGGGUGUACCCCUCUGGUACCCCUCUGAGAGCCCCCGCACCGUUAUCCAGGGCCAGGCGGUGCAGGCUGGGAAGUGCUGGGCGUUCCACGGAGCGCAGGGCACCCUGGUCAUCGCCCUGUCUCAUCCUGCCCACAUCACCCACGUCACCCUGGAGCACCUGCCCGUCUCCAACGCCCCCACCGGACGCAUCGACAGUGCGCCCAAGGCCUUCUCUGUCUAUGGUAUGUCCACUGAAACAGAAGAUGGCAUCUGGCUGGGAACCUUCACUUAUGAUCAGCACGGAGAGCCAAUCCAGACCUUCCAACUGCCUAACCCUACCAGGGCUGGCUAUUAUUACGUGGAGCUGCGCAUUCUGAGUAACUGGGGUCACCUGGAGUACACGUGCGUGUACCGCUUCCGUGUGCACGGACACAUGGCCGCCUCUUCCAAGUGAGAGGGGUUCACCGUCCACCCCAACCGCAGACCUCAGAGGCUUCGCUUUCAUAUCGGAGCAAUUUUUUUUGGUUGCAUCUCAACAUUAUGACGGACCAUUCUAAAUAAAUCCCUCUAUUUGGCAUAAUCCGGGUGGUUUCCUAAACUGGCUUCUGCUUGGUGUGAGGUCAGAGGUUAGUAGGGUUAAAGUUACAAUUUGCAGUUUCAUUUCUGGAAGAGGUAUUGACCUGGCUAAUAGGAGUGAGGGGAUGUGCUUUUGAGAGCUACAAAUUGAACUGUUUGUGUGCGUGUGUACGCUUUUGAGCAUAGAUUAUUUGUUUGCAUUUUAACCCCCGGCCACAGCGGACAAAUAUUUCAGAUUGUACUUUGAAUGUGUGUGUAUGACAAUCCUUCCUGUGUUACUGGGCUCUUAUUCAGUUAUUUAGUUUUAUUUGAUCUGUAUCUUACAAUUAUUAAAAAAAUUAUACAAAGGUUUAAUUAUGUUUUAAAAAGAACGUUGUUGGAUGUAUAUUUUGCAAGUAUCGAGAUGUAUUUUAUUAGGCCGAUAAGAAUUGGAUGUAAUAUGCUUGUAAAUGUAUUAUUUUCUGUUGGUCUGAAUGGUUAAAAGUCUUGACGCACCUUGUCAAUAGGCUUCCUAUUACAGGAUGUACUAUAUGAUUGUAGAUGCUUGCUACUUUGCAUUUGGUAAUGCACUGUUGUUUCAAUUUCCUUAUAAUAAUACCAACUACAGAGAAAUAGACAAGUACACACUGAGGGUGGAACGUAUUGUCUGAACAAAAAAAUACAGCUAAGUUUACAUGGCUUGCAGCAUUUAUUUUCGUUUUAUUUUAAGUCAUAAUUCUUUUCAAAUGUGGUAUUCUUACCAAUUUUGAUCAGUUUAAUAGUAGUGUGCGCACGUUUAGCAUUUUUCCAGAUGCAAGGUACAAAUCAUAGAAAAUAAAUACAUAAUUUUUCUCUACCAAUUUUACUGCAAUACUUGAAUAACUCUUUCACCUCAAAGCAAUGAAUCCAUUGCAAUGAUGUCUAAAUAUCAGGCUUUUCUACUUCUAAAGAUUUGUAAAUAGUAAAAAAAGUUUGAAAAAAUCAGGAACAUUUUAUUCAUGUUUUUAAAUCAUUAUGUUUACAAUUACAGUAUUAUGUGCACCAUUUUAGUGGUAGCUACAGACUAACAAAAGACAAGAAGGACAUAUACAGAAUGAUUAGCUCUCAAAAGCAUUUUUUGAGGUAUUUUGUUUUUAUCUGAUGUUACGGCAGUGAAACAUCGUACUUAACUCUGGGUCAAUUUUAAGUUUGUCCAAAUACAACAGAAUAUAAGUAAAGAAUUUAUCCAUAGGAAUGCAGUUCAAUACCUGUGUAUGACAUGUACUCUGAAAUUGCACUUCAAUUAUUUUGGGUUACUUUUCUGCAACAAUGCUCUUUGACAGAGCGGCAUUUUGACAGGUACAUGAUCAGAUGUUUAGAAUUGGGACAUACUUAACCAGGUGCGUGUUAUAUUGGCACGAAAUGGGAUAAAACAUUUUGAAACAGGGUGAGUGAAACAGGAAAGUAGUAUGUGAACUUGUUUAAGAAUUCUGAAUUGUUUUGUGUUGCAACAUUUUUGCUACAUUGUGCCCAACUGAAUACGGCACAGGUGAACAUAAUGCUCAUGAUAUUGGUUUGUAUUUAUUUAAUCAUGUGCAUAUCAAACAUAAAUGAAUUAAGAACAUUGUGUUAUUUAUUUGUUUUUCAAAUACUCAGUGGUCUAUAUAUGAUAUUGAUUUGCUAUUGAUCAGGUCAUUGAUAAUGCAUCGAUAUUGUACCAUGUAAAAUGACUGCACAAGUCUUCCCUUGGACUGUUAUAUCCAAGUCCAGGCACUCGUGUGGACUAUUAAAAUAUACCAACGCGUAUUGUCUUACUGCGUCUGAUACAAAAUGGAGGAGAUGCAAUUAUAUAGCCUUGACUCCCUUUUAAUCAGACACCCUGAUGAAGGCCUAAGCCAAUAUGCAUUAGUGUAUUUUAAUAAUGUUGUAGCCCAUUCAUUUUUUUAUGGGCUUUUAAUGAAAGGCUUUCUAACUUUCAAACCCACCAGGUGCCUUGACUUGGAUUGUUUAUGCCACUUAGCACCUAUUUGUGGUUAUCAUUUAUCCAUUAUGCUUUUCAAGUCCUAUUCCCCUCAAAGAGCACCUGUGGUUGUUUUGGAAUACCUGAAGCGCUUCUGCUACGUUUUCUUUCUUCUUCUCUUCGAGGUGUUAUAGACAUUGGAGUGACAAAUAAAACUUAACAACCGUG
Molecule: messenger RNA, 4321 nt
Organism: Coregonus clupeaformis (lake whitefish)
Lineage: Eukaryota; Metazoa; Chordata; Actinopteri; Salmoniformes; Salmonidae
Product: SUN domain-containing protein 2
Exons: 13
Coding region: 275-2053 (592 amino acids)
Biological process (GO): nuclear envelope organization
Cellular component (GO): nuclear envelope; meiotic nuclear membrane microtubule tethering complex
Molecular function (GO): protein-membrane adaptor activity
Source: RefSeq, a predicted model, not a curated record